Galeopterus variegatus (Sunda flying lemur) is the source of this 1456-nucleotide messenger RNA. RefSeq names its product acid phosphatase 5, tartrate resistant (gene ACP5). Gene Ontology annotation, molecular function: ferric iron binding; acid phosphatase activity; ferrous iron binding. The coding region runs from base 170 to 1147 and encodes 325 amino acids. The transcript has 6 exons. Lineage: Eukaryota; Metazoa; Chordata; Mammalia; Dermoptera; Cynocephalidae. The record is from RefSeq and is a predicted model, not a curated record. Gene Ontology annotation, biological process: bone resorption.
GCUCGCAGGGACUGGAGGGACUCGUCGUGAGCGCGCAAGGGACGUGUCGGGCGGCGUCCAGCGCGGAGGAGGAGGCAGGGAGGGAAUAAAGGCUCAGAGAGCGCCCGCUCUGCCCUGGAGCCCACCUGCCUCUUGGAGCCCCUGCUGACCUCCGGGUGUCUCCUCCAGGAUGGACAGGUGGAUGGCGCUGCUUGUCCUGCAAGCCUUGCUGCUGCUACCCCUGGCUGAUGGGGCCGCCCCUGCCCUGCGCUUUGUGGCCGUGGGUGACUGGGGAGGAGUCCCCAAUGCCCCUUUCCACACGGCCCGGGAAAUGGCCAAUGCCAAGGAGAUCGCCAGAACCGUGCAGAUCCUGGGCGCAGACUUCAUCUUGUCCCUGGGGGACAACUUCUACUUCACUGGCGUGCAGGAUGCCAAUGACAAGAGAUUCCAGGAGACCUUUGAAGACGUGUUCUCUGACCGCUCUCUUCGCAAUGUACCCUGGUACGUGCUGGCUGGAAACCAUGAUCACCUCGGCAAUGUCUCAGCACAGAUCGCCUACUCCAAGAUCUCCAAGCGCUGGAACUUCCCCAGCCCUUUCUACCGUCUGCGCUUCAAGGUCCCACGGACCAAUGUGUCCGUGGCCAUCUUCAUGCUGGACACAGUGACACUGUGUGGCAAUUCAGACGACUUCCGUAACCAGCAGCCCGAGAGGCCCCGUGACCUGGAACUGGCCCGCACCCAGCUGUCCUGGCUCAAGAAGCAGCUGGCGGCAGCCAAGGAAGACUAUGUGCUGGUGGCCGGCCACUACCCCGUGUGGUCCAUAGCUGAGCACGGGCCCACCCGCUGCCUCGUCAAGCAUCUGCAGCCACUGCUGGCCACCUAUGGGGUCACUGCCUACCUGUGUGGCCAUGACCACAAUCUGCAGUAUCUUCAGGAUGAUCACGGUGUGGGCUACGUGCUGAGUGGGGCUGGAAACUUCAUGGACCCCUCCAAACGGCACCAGCGCAAGGUCCCCAAUGGCUACCUGCGCUUCCACUAUGGGGCUGAGGACUCACUGGGGGGCUUUGCUUACGUGGAGAUCAGCCCCAAAGAGAUGAGCAUCACUUACAUCGAGGCCUCGGGCAAGUCCCUUUUCAAGACCAGCCUGCCGAGGCGAGCCAGGCCCUGAAGCCCCCUGACAGCCUCCGCUGUAGUGCUGGGUGGGCCUGCAGGGACCCCACCCAUGGCAUGAUUUCUCUCUGACCUGUGGUGCUGCGGCAGAGCAGGAAGGAGACCCACAGCUGAGGAACUGUGGUGCCACGUGGCCCUUGGUGUGCCAAAGCCACUGUGAAAGAACCAUGGACAAGUGUACCAGCCAGCACAUCACGCCCCUGUGGCUGUGCUCGCUCAGACUGAGUUUCAGGGAGCGGAGCCUUCUCCUGAAUCGAGCAUCUUUCUGUCACUACCUUUCAAUAAAAGAAUAGUUGCCAAGGCUGAA